AAGAGCAUGAUUUUUGUUAAGGUGACAUUCAGGUGACAGGACAGCCACCUCCCUCAGUCAUUGCGAGGUACAGGCAGCAGCAACCCAAUAUUAAGACCCCUGUCAUUUUACUUCGUUUCUUGCUUGUCGUGAUUUCAGAUAACGAAGUACCAUCGUGAAACAAUAUAAUUAUUAGGUUUUCCAGCGUUUAUUUACGACCACGUGAGUCAUGGGGCGCAUGAGAUGAGACGUUUUCUUAUAUAGCUUAUUCUGAACCGACAGUUGAAGGAGAGAAAGAAGGCUCGUCUUUGGUGAAGUACAGCGUGUACGCGCCCGCCUUAUAGGGCUCUCCUCCUGUGAUUGUGUGAGCCCGGACCACGCGUGCGCGCCCCCCCUGCGCACUGGGAGCUAUCCAGCAGCGCCCCGUGUCCCUGCUCUGCUCCAGCUGUCUGUCUCUCCAGGAAUGAGAAGCGAUGGCCGGCACCGCCAGCGAGGAGAAAGCCUUUCGCAGGUUCCUGGAGAUCUUUCUCCGCGAAAUGAGAGGAGCGCUAGGGGAGGACGAGCCGCUGCCGCUGCGCCCGCUGUCGGACCUGGUCUCCGAAGACGAGGUUGAAGGGGAGUGCCUGGAUCUCUGUCUUCAGCACCUAUGCAAAUAUAACUGCCCGUUCUCCCUGGCGGCGGCCCUGGCACGAGCGACCGCGGACGAAAUCCUGCAGAAUGACCUGGCCGUGCAGCAUGCCAGCAAGCAAGCGGACGGCAGCGAGGCCAUUGCACAGCUGGACUCAGUGAAGCUUGCCCGGCUGGUGUUUAACAAGCUGUAUGAGACUUGCUGCAUGUGGCUGAAGGAUUUCCCCCGGCGCAGGAGGCCCUUCCCCUACUACGAGACCUCCAUCCAUGCCAUCAAGAACAUGCGCAGGAAGAUGGAGGACAAGCAUAUCGUCAUCCCCGACUUCAACACGCUCUUCAACCUCCAGGACCAGGAGGAGCAGGCGUACUUUGCAGUGUUUGAUGGCCAUGGAGGGGUGGAUGCCGCGAUCUAUGCCUCCAACCACCUCCACAUCAACCUGGUGCGGCAGGAGAUGUUCCACCAGGACCCCGCCGAGGCCCUGUGCCGCGCCUUCAAGCUCACCGAUGAGAAGUUCGUCCAGAAAGCGGCCCGCGAGAACCUGCGCUGUGGCACGACAGGGGUGGUGACGUUCCUGCGGGGGAACAUGCUGCAUGUGGCCUGGCUCGGGGACUCCCAAGUCAUGCUGGUGAAACGUGGACAGGUUGUGGAGCUGAUGAAGCCACACAAACCAGACAGAGAGGAUGAGAAGAAGCGGAUCGAGGCGCUGGGAGGGUGUGUGAUCUGGUUCGGUGCCUGGAGGGUUAACGGAAGCUUGUCUGUAUCCAGAGCGAUUGGUGACCCAGUGCACAAGCCCUACAUCUCUGGAGACGCUGACUGCACAUCUCUGCCGCUGGAUGGCACUGAGGACUACCUACUUCUGGCGUGCGACGGCUUCUUCGACACAGUGAGCCCCGAGGAGGCGAUGCACAUCGUCUCCGACCACCUGCUGGAGAACAGCGGUGACAGCAGCAUGGUGGCUCACAAGCUGGUGGCCUCGGCGCGCGACGCAGGCUCCAGCGACAACAUCAGCGUCAUCGUGGUGUUUCUGAGAGACCCGGACGCGCCCCUACCCGGGGAGGAAGAGGAGCCAGCGCAGGGGAAGGACUCUUUUGAGGGAGGGGGGGAGCAGGACAGUCAGAACCACGGGGCAGAAAGCGGGGGCAAAGCCUGGCCUCUGCACCAGUGCUCUGCCCCAGCCGACCUGGGUUAUGAGGACAGAACGGACUCCUUAACUGACAGAACUAGCCUUGGCCUGGGCCCUGAGCUGGCCCUGAUCCAGGACAAGAACCGGCUGCAUCUCCCAGCCUCCGGAGCUGGGAACCCCUCGAGAUCCGCCCCCUCUGCCCCAGCCCUGCUGCCAGCCUCAGGACCCGGCGCGGCCAGGCGCCCCCCGAGAGAAGAGGGUCUCUCAGCCUACGGACUCCGGGAUUCACUGUGGGCCUCCAAACCCCUCCUGCCCUCCUCCAAUCAGCGACCCACCCCCUCUGGACACUGGUUCCAAACUGCCACCCUUCUUUCCCAGGAAAGGAGGUCAAUGACUCAGCCGCCCCUUUUCUUCCAGGGGCGUCUACGUCGCUGCAGUCGCCGAGGGAAAGAGGUGUCCCCCUCCCUGCCCUGGCGUAGAGCGCCCCGGCACAGGCCCAAACCCUGGAGCUGUCCGACACGCCCUAGCAUAGCCAUCCUCGACCCGCACCGGUGCUGUAAUAUAUAGAGGACAGCGAGAGAGCUGUGUCCUGUAGUGUUUCACUCAGCUAUCAUAACGAUGCAUUACACCCUCAGCGGGACCCUCUGGGGACGCUGUGGCCAAUUCCGACACCUCCGAAAAUAAACCACUGUGCUGCUGCUGCUGCUGCCGCCAGACACACCCCCUCCAACCCCGCUGCCCACAACGACUAUCAAGAGAGAGAGCAGGGAAGCGGGGAGGGGGCAGUAAAAACAAUUCCUUGUUUCUCUCUUUCAAAAAUCAUACAGUGAAACCUUUAUUUUUAUUGUUUUUCUUCUUUGAAAAAAGCCAUGCAGUAGACUUGGCUUAGCUGAAAACUUGAUUUGAAGUUUUCAUCCUUUUGCUCCCCAAAUCUAACUGCGUUUCUCAUUUUGAGUUUGUGCUUUAGACAUCUGGGUUAUAAAUCCCUCCCCCAUCCUCCCUCACUGUAGGAUAUCACUGGAACUGAAUAUCUGAGCUCACACACAAAGGUGGGUUUGGUGGCAGCAAUGCAAUCAAGGACAACAGAUCCAGCUCCUCUACUCCCGCCCCCAGCCCCCUAUGGACUUCUGAACUCACUGCAGUCACGCGACUUUCUUCUGCCGCUAUAGAGAAGAAGUUACAAACCCAAAUCAUUCUGAUCCUCUCCUGAAGCGAGCAGUGACCCACACCGCCUCAUUACAAAAGGACAUUAUAUAACUGGUAUAUAAAUCUAUAUUUCUAUGUGUGUGCGUGUGUGUGUGUGCGUGGGUGUGUGUGUAUAUGUAUAUGUAUCUAAUAUUUAAACCGAUACUGUAUAUUAGCAAGAAAACGGCACAUUGAUCUCACGGAAACAUUCUUGAAUAGGGUUCACGCAAGUAGAUCUCUAGCAGCUGUAGCAUUAGGUUCCCCAUGUGGGGGUGUACGAGGGAUCUGCCUCCUGGAAUGGGGCUGUAUUUACAAGGCAGGAGUCCUGAACGGGGAGAUUUCCAGCUUCAAAAAGUAAAAAUGUAAAUCCUCUACUACAGUGAUAAGUAAAAGCAAAGCGAAUAAAGACUUAUAACUAAGUUGAACUUAUGGAUAGCUGGUGCAACCGAGCCCCAAGGCAUAAGGGCCGGUGUCAGUACUAAGUGCUUGUUAUAGCCUGCAGGGAACCUUCACCCAAUCUUUCUUAAUGUUGGCCAACAUUUUGUAUCAGACUCAUCUGUAUGUAUUUAUGUAGUGUGAGUAAGUUUUUUGUAGGCUAGCAGUUGAAAUGAUAAAAACCUGUGCUUAUGAACCGUGGCCGUUAUAAAAGCUAAGUGUAGUAAAGCAUUGUAAGGUAGCACGUACAUGUGGUAAAACAUGACACAAACAUGUUUCAGUAUGGUAAACAGCUACCAGGGUACAUAUUAUUGGGGUCUCAGAUAAGAGAAGCACAGAUCGCUGAAUUUUCUCAACCCCCCUCUUGAGAUUGUUUAGCCAAUCAGAGCUUAUCUCUCCUGGACCUCCCCCACACUUGCUACAACUGACUGAAAAAAUCUAAACUACCUCCAAGUAGCUGAUGUUCUCAGGCACCCGAGAGUAGUUGGUCGAUUUCGUCAUUCGACCACCACCCACCAGCGUUUGGAUCAAUAAAAGAUCUCUCUGUGUUUAAGGUCAUGAAAAUCAAACACAUACACGUGCACAGAAGUGUACUUCCAUCAAAAAAGGAAUCCCAAGAAAGAGUCAAACAACAACAGUGAUACUUAGAUCUGCCACUGUUUAGGUAAACCCUACCCAAUCCUAGAGAAGCCUGCACCAGUAGACCCCGCCUCCUCCCUCGUAAUUCUACAGUGAGCUCCAAUGGGAGCUUGUUGAAGUGUGGACCACCUCUGGUGCUCCUCCCCUUCUUCUCCUGCUGGCAGAUUGACCCCUGUCCCCGAGUUCCAUAGCCUCUAGUACAUAUGGUCCACUUGCCACCCCUUGGUUCCAUGCACUAGAACAUAACAGUGCUUUGUCAAGCACAGUGUUUAAUCUUUAAUGCUGUUCCUUUUUCAUUUUCAAGUCUAUGUGCCCAUGUAUACGGCUGCUUGCUCCUGUAAGCAAUAAAUAACCUUUGAGCCGCGUGCUGGGAGCGCUUACUCAGUGGGUUUCUUUCUUUUUAUGGUAAGAAAAUUAAUAGGAAUGCUCUUUUGAGCUGAAAAACAUGUUCUUAACUUAUCAUCCUGUUCAAGGGUUCCCUGUCCUGAAAUCUCAUCGCCUUGCGUGGGCAUAAUCAAAAUACCAUAAGGGAAAGUGACAUGAUUUUUUAGUUUUAAAUGAGGGUCAAAAUUAAAUUUUCUUUACACAACAGCAAUGAGAUUAAUUUAGAGUGAAAUCCUGCGCUUUUUCCUCAUCUCUUGUGGUUUCCAAUCACCACAGCAUUCUUGGAUGGCUCAGGUGUUACAUGGUUGAAUUUUCGCGAGGUACCCACGAUAGCUUUGUCCCUGCAGCUCGGUAAUCAAGCAAGGCAGCACUGUGAUUGCUCAAGCCUGCUCUUCCUCUAAUUACUGUUCUCAGUUCUGGUUAUCCUGCCUACAGUAUAUAAAGCUCCUAUCAAGUCUGUGUUAUCUGGAGCUUUAGCAUUAAUCAAUACAAAAUAAAUAACACAAUAACCCUUUUAGGUUCCAGUCCUAUAAAAGCUGGCUCAAUGAUAAAUAAUAUCCAAGGGGGAAAUUCAACAAGCGGGAACUAACUGUGCUCUAGAAGGAGCUGCCAUAACUGCAUUAUAGCUUAAACAGAGACUCUGUAACUGAGAUGGGAUUUCAUACAAGAUCCCACCUGUCCUGCGAUUCUAACCACUAGACCACAAUGCUCCUUCCCAUUCUCGUCAUCCUAACCACUGAGCUACUCUACCCCCCAGUGUCUCUGCUGUAACCACUAGGUCACAGCUACCUUCCCUGUCUCUGCUAAAAGCACUAGACCCUAUAGCUCUAACUACAAGACCUACACUGCCUCCCAGUCCAUCCUGUUUCUCUGCUGUUCUCAAAUCAAACCCACUGAGUGAAUUCUCUUUUGCCUGCAGGUUAGAUUACAAGUAAACGUUGUGUAUCUUCGGUGUUCUGCUGGUAUAUAUCUGGUGACUAUUAUCAUGUAUAAAAACAUGGAUUAAAAGUCUCUGAUGUUAUUUCUUCA
Polyodon spathula (Mississippi paddlefish) is the source of this 5402-nucleotide messenger RNA. It is a transcript of the gene ppm1e, whose product is annotated as protein phosphatase, Mg2+/Mn2+ dependent, 1E. Lineage: Eukaryota; Metazoa; Chordata; Actinopteri; Acipenseriformes; Polyodontidae. Gene Ontology annotation, biological process: protein dephosphorylation; negative regulation of protein kinase activity. Gene Ontology annotation, molecular function: protein serine/threonine phosphatase activity; cation binding. Bases 453 to 2297 code for a protein of 614 amino acids. The transcript has 7 exons. The record is from RefSeq and is a predicted model, not a curated record.